CUAGUGCAUUGGGCGCCAUCUAGUGGGAGUGGGAACGAAUUAUGCGAAUGGAAAUAUAUUAAAUUUUGUUACUUUUCUGUUAAAAUUGCUGAAUAUGCUGAAACCAUACAACAAAUGAUGAAACAAAGACAGAAGAACAAAAUAUAUGAUGGGUCCUAUAAGUAUCUCUACAAAGAAAAAGAAAGUGGCAGUGAUAGUGGUGAUGAAAUAGAAUUAUACCUUAGCACCAAGCCUCAAAAAAUUGACACACCAACUAUAGAAAAAGUUGUUGAAGAAGGUGAUACUUUGCAAGCACUAGCAAUACGUUAUCAUUGUAAUAUUGGCGAUUUAAAACGAAUUAAUUCGAUUCAAAAUGACAAUGAAAUUUUUGCAAAACGAAUCAUCAAAGUGCCUUAUAGACCUUUUACAAUGGCCCUUGCUGGGGUACAUGUCAGUGGAAGAAGCUCUCCAGAUGCUGUACAGCCUUCUACUUCGAAACUUGUGGAUAUAGACUCUGUAAAUACAAAAUUAAACCAGGAAAUUUCUGAAGUGAAUGAAAUUAUUUUUAAUAGUCAGAUUACACAUAAAAUCGUAGAGAGGCAUGUAGAAGAUGUAUGUGAAGAAGAUUGUGAUGAUCAAGUGAAUUUGUUACCUCAAAAUGAGAGAACUUUACCUGAAAAUGAUGUGUUCUCCAAGUUGAACUGUAAUGGGGCAGAUGCUGGUAUAUCCUGGAAAAUACUCAUAAUUUGCAUAGUGAUUGUAGUUCUUGCACUACCUCUAAUAUAUGUUUUUUACAUCGCUGAGCAUCCAGAUGAAUAUCACCACCACAGCUCAUGAUAAAAUGGACAUUUUUAUCAUUCCGUUAGAAGUACUGAUUGAUUCUUAACUAAAAAAUAUUAGAUUAACCAUGUGCCUGAUGACAAAAACCUCAACACCAUCAUGUGAAUGAAUCUAAUUACUUCUAAAAAAGUCAAAACUUUCUAUGUAUCCAUAGAGUAAAUGAUUGUGAUAGAAAGAUUUGUUGAAAUAAAAAUAACAGAAAGAAUUGUAGAAUGCAAUAGAAAUGAACCACUGAAUAAUAAUGAGGAGUUAGUGUCUUCAAAAAUUGAG
This is a messenger RNA of Leptinotarsa decemlineata (Colorado potato beetle), 1089 nucleotides long. RefSeq names its product lysM and putative peptidoglycan-binding domain-containing protein 3. Lineage: Eukaryota; Metazoa; Arthropoda; Insecta; Coleoptera; Chrysomelidae. The record is from RefSeq and is a predicted model, not a curated record.